Molecule: messenger RNA, 4202 nt
Organism: Cottoperca gobio
Lineage: Eukaryota; Metazoa; Chordata; Actinopteri; Perciformes; Bovichtidae
Product: ly6/PLAUR domain-containing protein 1-like
Exons: 4
Coding region: 183-602 (139 amino acids)
Biological process (GO): acetylcholine receptor signaling pathway
Molecular function (GO): acetylcholine receptor inhibitor activity
Source: RefSeq, a predicted model, not a curated record
CUCUGGUUGCUCUGGAGAAGAGACUCUCCACACUUUGCGGAGCUGUUGCUCUCACCUCAGCCAGCCGAGAAGAUGAGCGGAUCCGUGUCUGGGCUUCCUCUGCGGCGGUUCGUCCUCCAUGCUUCAGUCUGAAGAAGUUCAUUUGGGCUGAUGUUUCCCCUCCGAGCGUCAUUUCGGAGAGAAUGCGUCUUCUCGUUUUUGCGACUUUAUUUGGAGUCCUUCUCGACGCAGGAGAUGCUCUUCAGAUCCAGUGCUACCAGUGUGAGGAGAUGAAGCAGAAUGACUGCUCCACGCCAGAGUACAUCGUCAACUGCACCGUCAAUGUUCAGGACAUGUGCCAGAAGGAGGUGCUGGUCAAACCCGAUGGAAUUCAUUAUCGGAAGUCCUGCGCCUCCUCUGGGGCUUGCCUCAUCGCCUCCUCUGGCUACCAGCAGUUCUGCACCGGCAGGCUGAACUCAGUGUGCAUCUCCUGCUGCAACACCCCGCUCUGCAACGGGCCCAGGAGGAAGCGCCCCGUCCCUUCGGCGGCGAUGUCCAACCGGGUUGUUCUCCUCUUCCUGACCUUCGCCCUGCCGCUGCUCACGCUCCUCCCUGUGACGUAGACUGAGGACACCAUCGCGUCUCUGCUAUUCACCUUGGAGCUGCGAUCACUGCCGCCAGACCCUGAAGGAGCAGAUUUGGACACCACACUGGCUUUGUAUCGUCUCAGCGUCGAGAGAAACUGUUAAUCUGAUCGAUGCGACGCCGUAACCACUGAGGAUGACACUUGAAACCCGGAGAGGUGGAAUCACCAGAUAAGGACCAUCCGGUCUGCAUCUCUCAAAUUUAUUUGCUUUUUGUGAAGUGGAGCGUUUCUGCUCCGAGGUUAUGUUCACGCUACACGUGGACGUCGUUGUCUUUUAGCUUUUAUUUUGUGGGCUUCUGUUGGUCGAUGGUUUGAAGCAGCGCCGUACGUUUGCUUUCUUGUCAAUGCUGCUGUUGCUGUAGAAUCUAAAGGGUUCCUGAGGUCUCUCGCAGCACAUUAAUUAUCAUAUAUAUAUGCAUAUUUUCCACUGCCGUACAGUAUUGAUUGACAUUUUACUACUUGGAAUAUGAGAGAUGCUGAAAUGGAUUUGGAAAACCUAUUUGUGUUAUUGCUUAUUAAUCCUCGCUCAUAAGAUUUAAAAGUGGAUACUGUCGGAUAAGACGCUGAGAUGUAUUAAUAUUCCAUAUAUUCCUUUGUGAAAUGAGGCUAUUUGAGCUACAAUGAGAUAUAAAAAGUAUAUUACAUAGACACAGAAUGAGAACAAGCUAUAAGCACAAAUACAUUCUCCUUUUCCUUUCUAUUAGAAUUUAAAAUAGUUCAAUAUAUCCCCAAAUCGUAGCUUGCAUGUUGCCAAUGCUGUCGACCAAAUACUGUAUUCACUAAUCAACACCAAUGAAAAUAAAUCUGGCUCUCUGUAUGAAUUAGGCAUUUUGUCCAAAUCAGUUUAUAUUUCCAUCCAAAUGAUUUAUUUAUCUAUUUAUUUCAUGACUCCUGUUUAUGUAUUAGUUUUAAUCCGUACAGUAUUCUAUUUAUAUGUAGUGAAUGUGCUGUAAACAGUUCUCUAACUGUAUUUUAAUGCCACACGCGACUUUAUUAAUGGUUAAGUACGUUGGCAAGUACGUUGACGCUUCUGGACACGGAAAGAUAAAUGUCCAUGGCACUUGAUUGAUCUUCUGUGAAGAGUGUAUUCUGCUGAUAUGUGAUGUAAAUAAAUGUUGCAGUGAAGCCGACCUGUCGAGUGGCUCCGCGGCUCGUACGUCGUCGGUCCAGCUGUGAAGUCGUAGCUUCAUGUUCCAGUAAAGCAAAAUGUAAUUUAGUCCUGAUGAAGCAGUUGUUGGUUUUCAGGGGAACGUUGCAUUCUCAUGAAUUAUUCAAUUAAGCUUUAAAAACCAUGUAACUUUCUUUGCUUUCCUGUCAACAAAUAGAACAUGUUGCUGACUUGUUGGGAAAAGACUCUCCAGAUUAUGCUACCAAUUAAUUAGAAGAACUUAAUUGGACGUAUCCCAAUGAGUCUCCAUUUUCCCUAAACAGCAAUUAGUAUUAAAUGAGGUCCUUUCAAGCUACGUUGAAGUUGCUUUUUUAUUAAAGUCUAUUUAUUGUUAACAGCUUUCCCUUCAUGAUGAAACCAAUAAAAAGCCACAUGUCCAUCAGGUGCAAACUGUUCAACACACGAAGCAGAAUAUUUCAUUUUGCAAAAAGGAAGAAGCUGAAACAUUUUCUCUGCAACAACCUCCGCGUGCUGUGCAGCCUUUCCAACCCUACGGCUCCACAUUAGAAUUCACCUCAGCCUCCAUAUCAUGCAUAAACUUUAGGGAGCUUGGGGGGGAGGCGAUGACUUUAUCUGACUCUGGGAAAUGAAACCCAACGCUGCUGGUGAUGUUCCCUGGGAGGUUGUUUGGGCCUAAAAGUUCUCCCCGUGUCUUUAACCUUCACACAGCCACGCUAAGGACGGCGUGGAUCCAGUUUGUUUUAUUAAAUUAGCUCCAUCUCAGUAUGCUACCAUCACUCAUCACCCAUCUAUUGAUUGUUUGUGCAUUGUGCAACCUCUGUGUGUUUCUAAAUGAGCAUGCACAUACUGCUUUUAAUGCAUUAUUGAGUAGAAAGGAACAAAUUCCACAUUUCUUAUUCUUGAGUCUACCUGUGUGCAUUUUCAAUUAUUAAAAAAUAUACACUGCCAGCCUGCAAUGGAACAGACGAUUCAGGUUGUGUCAGAAUGAGCAGUGAAUGCAGAUUGCACAUAAUCCACUCUGUACUACACCUGUUUCACAAUGCCUGUUUUUGUCUUGUGGCAGAUUCCGCAAAAAUCCAGCUAAUUCAGCAAAAUCAGAUAUGAGAAACGGGCGAUGAUGGACUUGUAAGCGCCAUAAUAAUGUUUCCAAGUAACCAUUUUCAAUUAUCUCCACGACAAUUGUGCAUUGUUGGAGGCACAAUAGAGCAGCUCCCACUGGACGCGUCCUGCAGUCCAGAGUAACAUUUACAAUAACUCUGCAGAACGAUGAGAAAUAUAUUUCAAACACAGCUACGUUCAGCUCAAAAUGAACAAAUCAGAUGACUUUAGUGUUUUGAUAUGAUGGAGUUAAACCUCACUUGUGCUUAAACUUUAAGGUCUAUUCGCAGCAAAAGCCUCCUGCAGUGUGAGGGUGCUCCUGUGUGACAGAGCAUCAUUAAGCCUGAACACAGAGGAGGAGGAGGUGGAAGGAGUCAGGACUGACGAAGGUGAAGUGCAGACUGCAGAUCUCUCAGGAUUAAGAAGCAGCAAAAACGGGAGAUUAUUAAAAAUAAUAAGGCCCACCUCUGCCUUGCUGUAAUGACGUGCGUGCAGCCACAGUCACAUUAGGGCUCUGGCAGUGGAAAUACUUCAGUUGAUGAGGGACCUCAACUCAUCUACUUUGUUUACUGUGUAGGCCAAGUGUAUUGGAUAUGAUCCGUUCUGCUGUGGGUGGGGAUGUUUUUCAGGGCAGUUCGCAGGACUAACAGUGGACAAGAUCAAAAACCUCCAGAGAGUCAAUUACCCUCACAGCUAUAUAUAGAUACUGUACAUCAUACAACAACUAGUCCAUUUAAUCCCAUUUAUUUGCAUUAAAUAUUAUUCAUGAAUCAAAUGUAUUAACCGCAUCAAUAGGUCUAUUUUUAUUAUACCUUAAAUACAAAUUCAUUCCCGUAAGUAGCCAAUAAAGAAAAGUAAACACAAUUAAAUACCUCCCCCCCCCAAAGUUACAGCGGUGCAAAGGGGAAAUUAAUCUGCGGCUGUGGGAAAGUUAACAAGCACGAGUGUUAAAUACAUUGCACCUCUGCAAGAAGCAGAGAAAUAAAAGAGAACUGGCUGGAAGAAUGGUUGUAAAAUCCCCUUGUUACUCCCAUUGUUCGAUUACAGGAGGAGGGUUUAUUAGAUGUGUUGGUGGACCGUUGCUUGAAACAUUUUGUAUGUUGUUACAAUAAGUGACGGGCUCAGUGCUCUCUGUUGUUUCUUUCAAACGAGAGCACUGGUGCCCUCUAGUAUUCAAAACAGUGACGCACAGGGAUGUUAAGCACUUGCAGAAACUGGCAGCUGAUUUUUCAGUUUUACACUCUCCCUGUUAUCUCUCGGUGUUAUAGUUCACUUGUUUUUAUUCCUCCCACUAUUCAAAUUCAUGAAGAUAAAAGCGUUAUAAAUAAAGUGUAUUCUUAUGUGACUGGA